AUGAACAGAGCCAGACCUCUGCUGCGCAACUUUAUGCAAAAGACCGGCAAAAAGCGUGGCCAUUUGGAUAAAGAAGCACGAAGUGAACUGUCGUCCUCAGCACCGGUGUCCCCAGUAUCCAGCUAUAAUUCUCCAACACCUCAAAUGGAAAGACCACUUCCGCCACCAGUCACCAUCUACAGGUCCACGAGAAGUCAAAAUUUGCGAAAUAAUUCACCCGUCCUUUACAACAGAGUCCCUUCCCCUUUCCAGUCCGACGUCAGCUAUUCAGCUCCAAGCAGUCCUAGAGGAAGGGCAAUUCACCUUGGGAAGCUUUCUUUGCUCAAACCUGCUUCGAAGGUGCUGAAGAAAGAGCGUGAUAUGGCAGUGGAUGACUACGCAAAACAACGUGACGAGUCUCACAGCCGCCAGCCUUGGGCAAGCAAUUUUAGCAGCAGCUGUGGCUUGCAAGGACACAGACGUCUGCCCCGUCGGGUUCCACCAUCGCCGCUCCAUCAGAAGCGAAGAUUGAAGCACUGCAAUGCCAAUCGAUUCAAUCAAAUUCACGAAAGUCCGAUGCAUCACAGGAUGAUUGGUAGAAAACAGGAUUUGCUCAGGCUGCUUGAAAAACUGGGACUAGAGAGUCUACACAAGUGUCUUGUUAAAAAUGGAUAUUCACGUGUGGACCAACUUGGUGGGAUAACGCGUCAGCGGCUUCUUGAUAUUGGAGUGUCAAACGCUGAAGUGAUUGCUAGCCUGCUCACGGCUGCACAACUGCUCACGGAUUCAACAACAGAAACACCAGUUUGUUAUAAUAACGAAGAAAGGCGAGUCUUGGGAAUCCAGCACCUAUCAGGACCCUUAAAAAUUGACCAUGUAUCCUUUGGUUCCAAAGCCUUCUACGCCAAUGAAGAUGCCAGGUUUGCGAAGUCCGCUGAGCAUUGUGAUCGUCGAAAGCUGUUUGAGACACCAAGGUCUAAGAUGAGGUCACUUGAAUCGUAA
This is a messenger RNA of Mesocestoides corti, 981 nucleotides long. The record is from the annotation of a GenBank genome assembly. NCBI's taxonomy places the organism in Eukaryota, Metazoa, Platyhelminthes, Cestoda, Cyclophyllidea, Mesocestoididae.